Messenger RNA from Oncorhynchus kisutch (coho salmon), 5464 nucleotides. RefSeq names its product golgin subfamily A member 6-like protein 22. NCBI's taxonomy places the organism in Eukaryota, Metazoa, Chordata, Actinopteri, Salmoniformes, Salmonidae. The coding region runs from base 83 to 1783 and encodes 566 amino acids. The record is from RefSeq and is a predicted model, not a curated record. The transcript is spliced from 6 exons.
UUUGUCACACCCGUGGUAUAUGGUCUGAUAUACCAUGGCUGUCAACACAUAAUUGAAAUGUACACUCCUUAAAAUAAAACCAAUGUGUCUCCCGUCCCCCUCUUCACGUAAAGCCUACAUGCCUUCAGCAUGGCAGGUUAUGUGUUGUAAUACAAAUCUGCUGCUGAGCCAUGAGAUUGAACACCAGAGAAUUGGCGAUACCUCCGGUCAGAUGUGGUCAACAGCUUGGUGCGAGCAAUCCUCUCGUUAUCACCGCGUUAGUUGUUACGCCUUGACGGGGCAUCAUCCUCCCGACCUGUCCUGCAUCACCUGUCACUUUGAGCCAAGCACACGCGCCUCUCAGCUCCUCCUCAGCGGGUCCUCGCUCGACUUGAAAAUGAGGUCGCCGCAUUAUUAUUUCAAGGUUAUUUCCUUUUCUUUAAGGCCUUUAUAUUCAGAUCCUAUGGGAGUUCUUAUUUUCACGGCGUUGCUUUGGACCUUCAGUGGAGUGGGAUGCCUUCCUCUAUCCUCCUCUCUACCGAUUGGAAAGGUUGCUGACUGUAUUCAGGACUCUCUGAAGAGUAACAGCGGUGUGCCACAUUCUAGCUGUGACAAACGGAGAACAGAUGAUGCUGUCAACAGGCACCAGGGUCUCCUGAGAGAGCUGCAGGAUCUAGCCCAGGAGGGUCAGUCUGACUACGAGAGGGAAAAAGAGAGAGAGUAUGGGAGGGAGAACGAGCGAUAUGAGGAGAACCAGGCUGAGGGAGAGGGGGACAGAGAGGGGAGGAAGGAGGAGCAGAAUAAUGACAAGAAGGAGACUGAGAAAGAAGAGCUGAGAGAGAAAGAGACGAAGGCCGAUGGGGUAGAGGAGGAGGAGAAGGUGGAAAUGAAGGACAGAACAAAUGAGGAGAUAAGGGAAGAGCCCCGACUGGAGGAGAAAAGGGGGGAUGAGGAAGAGAGCGCCAAAGAGUUGGAGGAGCUCCUCGCAAAAGAGAUAAGGAAGAUAGGAGAGGAGGAAAAAGAGGACAGGGAGCUUGAGGAGCUGCUCAAGGAGCUGAAGAAGAAAAGGUACGAGUCUGUGAAGGAGAAAGAGCUCCAGAGAGGGUUAGAAGCAGAGGAGGAGAGGAAGAAGGAUGAGGAGGAGGAGCAGAAAAAGGGAGAGAAAGAGCAGCUAGAUAUUCUUGAGAAGGAAGAGAGGAAACGCAGCGAGGAGAGGAAGAACAAUGAGGUGGAGCUGCUGGUGGAGAAAGGGAAGGUGGAGCGGGAGCUCAAGGAGCUGCUGGAGGAACAGGACAGCAUGAAGAAUGUGGCGAAGGAGAAAGAGAGGGAGGAAAAACAGGAGGAACUGGAAGAGCUCCUCAAAAAGAUGAAACGUGUGCAAGAGGAGGAGGAGCGAGAAGAGGAGGAGAGGAAGAGAGGGAAUGCCAGGGAUGAGGUGAAAGUGGACAAAGAGAGCCAGAAGGAGGGAGAGAUUCACAAGGAAUUGGAGAAGGUGAAAGAAAGAGAGAGUGAGAAGGAGGUUAAGGAGCCUCAGCAGAAGAGAGUGAUGGAGAAAGCAAGUGAUGAGUCGACCCGUCAGUUUGAAAAGGAGAGGAACAGGGACGAUGAUGAUGAUGACGAUGAUGAAGAAGCAGAUGAGGAAGAUGAUGAUGAAAACAAUGAGGAUUGGGAAGAGGAAGAGGAGGAUGAGGACAAAAGGAGGAUGUUGAGGAGGAUGAAGGAGCGGAGCUUCUGGAGAUUGAGGCAGAGCUGCGAAAAGUGGCUGCAGAGCUUCGGGAGCUUCACAGGAGUCGUUAAGUUCUAAAUUACACACACACACACACACACACACACACACACACACACAGAAAGACAAACAACACAAAACAGACAGAUAAUGACACAAUGCAGCUCUCUCUCUCAUGCUAUCACACACAGAAACACACACAACUAACUUACUUAGUAACAUGGUAUAAUCAUAAUGCUUUUGAUGGGAUGUACUUCUGUAAGUAGUUGCAUUUUAGAACAAGCAUAGAGGUACACUUCUCCCCAUCCCUUAACUCUCAUAUUGCAUUCAGAGAUUACAAGUUCUUUAGAUGUCAGUCUUUCUGUGUGUUGCCAUUAUCAAAGAUGGUUUAGUAGGCAAAAUGUACAACCUUGCAAAGCUAUAGUUAGUCUACAUCUCAUGAUAUGUGGGAAAGAGGUCUCCUUUACGAUAUGUCUCGUGUAUAUAUUUUGUGCAAUAAUUAAAAAUCAGUGUGUGGGAUUUGUUAAGGUCAUUGUGGCUUUUAAUGUAAGCAAUGUAUCACUGGUAUUUGUAAUAUUGACAUUUUGAUUCCUAUGAUUGAUUUCCAUGUGUAUGUCAACAAAAUGUGAGGAUUGUGCUAUCUGGCUAAUGCACUGUUAAUAGCAGACUGUUAAUGAAGAACUGGGGUACCACUCCAGGAGAAUCUUAAUUGCAAAAUCCUUGCGUCCUCUCUCCUCCUUUUCAAAACUCAUUGUAAGAGAAGACCAGAAGGGCGGGACAUCUGGCUUUCUCAUCCAAUGGUGUUUGAGAAGGAGAUGAGGACAUGAGGAGUAUUCAACUGAGAUCUUCCCUCAGAAAGAGAAGGUGUGUGACCACGGAAACCUCUUUAGUAUUGAUGUAUACUACCGUUCAUGGGUUUAGGGUCACUUAGAAAUGUCCUUGUUUUCCAUGAAAACAUACAUGAAAUGAGUUGCAAAGUUAAUAGUAAAUAUAGUCAAGACGUUGACAAUGUUAUAAAUAAUGAUUUUUAAUUUAAAUAAUAAUUGUAUCCUUCAAACUUUGCUUUCGUCAAAGAAUCUUCCAUUUGGAGCAAUUACAGCCUUGCAGACCUUUGGCAUUCUAGUUGUCAAUUUGUUGAGGUAAUCUGAAGAGAUGUCACCCCAUGCUUACUGAAGCACCUCCCACAAGGAUUGGCUUGAUGGGCACUUCUUACAUACCAUACGGUCAAGCUGCUCCCAUAUCAGCUCAAUAGGGUUGAGAUCCGGUGACUGUGCUGGCCACUCCAUUAUAGACAGAAUACCAGCUGACUGCUUCUUCCCUAAAUAGUUAUUGCAUAGUUUGGAGCUGUGCUUUGGGCCAUUGUCCUGUUGUAGGAGGAAAUUGGGUCCAAUUAAGCGCCGUCCAGAGGGUAUGGCAUGGUGUUGCAAAAUAGAGUGAUAGCCUUCCUUCUUCAAGAUCCCCUUUACCCUGUACAAAUCUCCCACUUUACCACCACCAAAGCACCCCCAGACCAUCACAUUGCAUCCAACAUGCUUGACAAAUCAAGCAUUCCUCUAGCAUCUUUUCAUUUUUUCUGCACCUCACGAAUGUUCUUCUUCGUGAUCCGAACACCUCAAACUUAGAUUAUCUCUCCAAACACUUUUUUCCAAUCUUCCUCUGUCCAGUGUUUGUGUUCUUUUGCUCAUCUUAAUCUUUUAUUUUUAUUGGCCAGUCUGAGAUAUGGCUCUUUCUUUGCAACUCUGCCUAGAAGGCCAGCAUCCCGGAGUUGCGUCUUCACUGUUGACGUUGAGACUGGUGUUUUGCGGGUACUAUUUAAUGAAGCUGCCAGUUGAGGACUUGUGAGGUGUCUGUUUCUCAAACUACACACUCUAGGGUACUUGUCCUCUUGCUCAGUUGUGCACCGGGGCCUCCCACUCCUCUUUCUAUUCUGGUUAGAGACAGUUUGCGCUGUUCUGUGAAGGGAGUAGUACACGGCGUUGUGUGAGAUCUUCAGUUUCUUGGUAGUUUCUCGCAUGGAAUAGCCUUCAUUUCACAGAACAAGAAUAAACUGACAAGUUUCAGAAGACAGGUCUUUGUUUCUGGCCAUUUUGAGCCUGUAAUCGAACCCACAAAUGCUGAUGCUCCAAAUACUCAACUAGUCUAAAGAAGGACAGUUUUAUUGCUUCUUUAAUCAGAACAACAGUUUUCAGCUGUACUAACAUAAUUGCAAAAGGGUUUUCUAAUGAUCAAUUAGCCUUUUAAAAUGAUAAACUUGGAAUAGCUAACACAACGUGCCAUUGGAACACAGGAGUAAUGGUUGCUGAUAAUGGGCCUCUGUACGCCUAUGUAGAUAUUCUAUUAAAAAUCUGCCGUUUCCAGCUACGAUAGUCAUUUACAACAUUAACAAUGUCUACACUGUAUUUCUGAUCAACUUGAUGUUAUUUGAACGGACAAAAAAGUAGUUUUUCUUUCAAAAACAAGGACAUUUCUAAGUGACCCCAAACUUUUGAACGGUAGUGUAUUUCCUAUGUUAUAACAGAACAAGGUCAAAACAUAAUGAUAUAAAACAAUUAUAUAAUAAGAUGAGGAUUGUUCCUUUAGUUCUUUUUGUUUGUAGUUUGGGUCACCCAGGUGGUCAAAAGUAAUAGAAAUGGAAUGAAUGGGAAUGUCCGUUCUAAUAAUUCUAUUUCUAUGGUCAGGGUGGCGCCCCAGCUCUUCUCCCAGCUUUGCACUCUUAUCUUAACCAGCCAAGGAAGUCUAAAUAGAGGAGCGACUACACUAAGCCAUUUCCAGUAUUUGGUCAUAAUAAACAGUGACUGUUCUAAAACUUUGUUUUUAAAUUGGUAAGAUAUUGAUGUUCAUCGUCAUGGUUUUUCAUAGUUUGUGAUCUCCACUGUUACGCAGCCAUGUUGGAAUAAGAAAUGUGAGGAAACAGUACCCCCGCAUGUUAAAUCAAUAUAAGUGCAUUAUGUGCUAUACAGUUGCAUGGUUAAUAACAUAGGUGGAGGAACAACAAGAAUUGCAAUACAAGAAUGAGAAUAAGAAGUCAGCUUAUUAAAACCUAUAAAGCUAUAACAAUGUACAUAUUAAAAACAAAUGAUGAUGAUUUCCUGUAAAUGUACUUUGUUAUGUCAUUAAAAUGCAUCAUAAAUAGACUUUUAAAUAUAAACACUCCUUUUCUAUCUAACAUUAAUUUGCAAUUAUAAACUGGGUGGUUUGAGCCCUGAAUUCUGAUUGGCUGACAGCCAUGGUAUAUCAGACCAUAUACCACGGGUAUGACAAAUGUUUUAUUUUUACUGCUCUAAUUUUGUUGGUAACCAGUUUAUAAUAGCAAUAAGGCACCUUGGGGGUUUGUGGUAUAUGGCCAAUAUACCCCGACUAAGGGCUGUCUCCAGGCACUCCGCGUUGCGUUGUGCUUAAGAACAGCCCUUAGCCGUGGCACAUUGGCCACAUACCACUCCCCCUCAGGCCUUAACACUGGUAACUGUUGGGACUCAUAGAAAACGAAUAUAAAACACAUCAACACCAUGUAAGAAGUCAAACAGGCUACUCACUAUGUGUUGUGAGAUUUACUCAAGAAUGUAUACCAUUUCAACAUUUAGAAAUUUAUUUACCAAAUGAAUUUUACCAGCAAAAGGGUUGUGGAUUGUAAGUGGGAUGUAAAGGACAAAUUAGUGGAGGUCAACAUUUGUAAUUGUACUGGCCCAAUCAGAGUCCUGCAUCUGUGCCUACUGUGUCUUAUAUGCUACAUGUCAAUCAAUAAAAGCACAGUGUAUACUA